Molecule: messenger RNA, 5105 nt
Organism: Paralichthys olivaceus (Japanese flounder)
Lineage: Eukaryota; Metazoa; Chordata; Actinopteri; Pleuronectiformes; Paralichthyidae
Gene: rnf144aa
Product: ring finger protein 144aa
Biological process (GO): positive regulation of proteasomal ubiquitin-dependent protein catabolic process; ubiquitin-dependent protein catabolic process; protein polyubiquitination
Cellular component (GO): cytoplasm; Golgi apparatus; ubiquitin ligase complex
Molecular function (GO): zinc ion binding; ubiquitin protein ligase activity; ubiquitin conjugating enzyme binding
Source: RefSeq, a predicted model, not a curated record
GACGUGUUUAUAAACGAGUCGAUGUUGAGUGAACAGCAGAAAAACACGUUUUCCGUGUUCUACCCGCAGGGCGCGCUGUCGCUUGUGCAAAGGGCUGCAGUUGCUGCUGUGUCCUGUGGGCGGCAGCACAGAGCGGCCUCUCACGGACAAAUGGCGUCUCUCCAGUGCGGAGCAGCUGAUCUCCUCCGGAGCAGAGCGGCAGCAGCGGUGCGGAGGUAAACACACCGACCCCCCGGAUCCCUGCGCGUCAACAGGCCGCAGCUUUAUUACGCACGGGUCCGUGUGUUGGAGUGACGGCCGGACGCCGCGCACUGUUCACGGAUCGAGCACAGACCGAUGUCCCGGUGCACAAACAACCGUGUGGGGCCGGGCAGAUAGAGGAGAGAGUGCCGCUGCAGCCUGUUCAUCUGCGGUGUGCUUGUGUCUUCCACCGAUGGUUGUCAGUGUCUCACCGGGGCCUGAUCCGAGGCGCUGCAGGCGACAGUAGCGGGUCAAAUGUUUCCACCCAGACAGCGGAGGAGCUCAUCGUGAACAUGGGCAUCACCCCUUCAGAGAAACCCUCCUCCUCCUCCUCCUCCUUCUUCUUCUCCUGCUCCUUCUGACUGCCUGGCCCGUCUUCGUUAAUCCAAUUGAGGAGAUCAUCUUUUCAACCCUUGCUGAGGUUACACCAUCAAGACGGCGUUAUCUCAGAAAGCAAGCUCUGUGGCGGUGAAGAUGACCACGGCACGGUACCGUCCCACCUGGGAGCUGGCCGUGGACCCCCUGGUCUCGUGUAAGCUGUGCCUUGGAGAGUUCCCUCUGGAGCAGAUGACCACCAUCACACAGUGCCAAUGUGUCUUCUGUACACUGUGCCUGAAGCAGUAUGUGGAACUCCUGAUUAAAGAAGGCCUUGAAACUGCAAUUAGCUGUCCAGACUCUGCCUGUCCCAAAAGAGGACACUUGCAGGAAAAUGAGAUUGAGUGCAUGGUGGCCACGGAGAUGAUGCAGAGAUACAAGAAGCUUCAGUUCGAGAGGGAGGUGCUGCUGGACCCGUGUCGGACGUGGUGCCCCUCCUCGACCUGCCAGGCCGUGUGCCAACUCAAGGAAUCUGACUCUCCAGCGCUGCCCCAGCUGGUCCAGUGCGCCGUCUGUGCCCUCGAGUUCUGCUCAGCCUGCAAAGCCAACUGGCACCCGGGUCAGGCCUGCCAGGAGAGCAACCUGCCAAUUACCUCUUUCCUACCAGGAGAAAACAGCUCUUUCUAUAAGAACGAAGAGGACGACGCACCAAUCAAGCGCUGUCCUAAAUGUAAAGUUUACAUCGAGAGGGACGAGGGCUGCGCACAGAUGAUGUGCAAGAACUGCAAACACGCCUUCUGCUGGUACUGUCUGGAGUCACUGGACGACGACUUUCUCCUGAUCCACUAUGAUAAAGGGCCGUGUCGGAACAAACUGGGCCACUCCAGGGCGUCUGUUAUCUGGCACAGAACACAGGUCGUGGGGAUCUUUGCUGGCUUCGGCCUCCUCCUGCUGGUUGCCUCCCCGUUCCUCCUGCUCGCCACUCCCAUCGUGCUCUGCUGCAAGUGCAAGUGCAGCAAAGGCGACGACGACCCUCUGCCGACCUAAGCACGCUACAAGAGCCGGAGUGGAGAGCCGUUCCAAGGAUGGGCCAUCUUUUUUUUCCCCUCCUUUUCACCACUUUACAUUCUUUUCCUCCCACCAGCUUCGAGCGCUUCAUUUUUUGGGCUGAGCCUGCACCAGCCCCACACGGGCCGCUUCGGGAUCCAUCGCUCUGCAUGAAGAGAGGCAUGGUAGAAAAGCAACUCUACACCUUGGCCUGUGCAGACGUGCAGGGUCAAAGGUCAGAGGAGGGCAGAUUUGUUAAAGGACGACGGUGUCCGCGUGUGUGAGAAGGUGGUGGUUAGGGGAUGUGAAGAAAGACUGAGCCGCUUCAAGGGGCCUCACUGUGGGUUACUGUGGUGUGGUAUUUUUGUGGGUGUGUACAAAGGGGAAGAAAUCAAUGUAAAGAAGAAAUGCUUUUCUCUUGUAUGGACAGUUUCAUGCAGGAGCAGAAAAAGACGUUUGCUCUGUUUUUCGUCGGUUUGUCGUACGCAACAAAAGCUUUUUUUAAUCCACCGCCACCGCCACACCUGAUGUAGCUCUACAGAUUCAGUCAGUAGCAUUAGAGUCGCACCACGCAUGUUUGGUGUCCACUCGAUUUGCACACGGAUUCAUUCGUCAUGCUCGCGACUGAGGUAGAGACGGGAGACUGUUGUCACUCAACUCAAUGUACAGCACGUCCUCUUGAUGAUGUCAAUGUUUUAUAACCUGUCGCUUUUAAUAGAACUGUGCUCAGAUUAGUGUCUGUGUUGUACUUUUUGAGUGUUUUACAAACUGUUAGGUACACUUGUUAAAGGGGAUUUCCACUCACAACUAACAUACACUUACUUUCUCUGGCUAAGUGACAACAAGUAGUUUUGUUAAAUAUCAGCUUGUGCACAAAUGUUCUUUUGCCGUGUCUCCUGAUUCAUUCUCCUUGACGCACCUCCAGACUUUGGAGUCACCUUUGUAAAAUAGAGAUUACAUUUCCAGAUUUUCAUGAUGCUGAAUCAAGACAUUUUCCAAACUGAGUGGUGAUCCCCUUUAAGUUUCCGCAUUAAGUUUAUCAGAGGUCAGAUUUUGUAUCCACGUGUUGUGGAACCAUUUUAAUAAGUCACUGAAAAGAGAUGUCACUCCUGUAAUUCUCAGUCUCCAGGUGGUAGAGUAGCCAAAUAGAAAUAAAUAGCCUUAAAUUAAGAAGAGCCAAAAUCUAGCAUUUCCCCCCUGUGCUUUAAAAAAAAAGUCAAAAUCCAAAUAUUCCCAGGGAAAGCAUGUUUAAAGACAUUUUUAAAGCAUAACAGUGAAGCCCUUUAUAUCCAGAUGAUUCUAUGAUGUCACCUGUAUGCCACACUGUUUAUAGCCAUACUGUAAAAGAAAAAAAAAAAGAAAACCGUCACCUGAAGUUGUGUGUGUGACAUAGGACCUGUAUUUCUUAAGCCUCUUUGAGAACGAGUGCUGAUCCACAUCCAUCCAACCAUUUGAUACUCAAUGAUUCGACAUCCCGUUCUGUGAGACUUUACAAAUACCGACCGGCCCAUGUUGCAAACUUGCAUACGUUAGUGGUCCGAGUGUCGACGUUUCGUCCUCCAACAGCAAGCAGCUAUUCCUCGCAGGGAUUGUCUGAAAAGCCUAAAUACAAAAAGAAUGUUCCACUUUUGGGCACGUAAUUAUGAAGCUGCUCUAUACUAUAUCACUUUAUCUAUGCAAGUUUGUACAUUACCAUUCUUGAAGGCUCUGGAUGGGUCAUAAUCAGCUGUGCAUCAGUGGUAGGAUGUGUAGUGAAAGCUGCAGAAUGUCACAGUGCAUAUCAUGACAUUUAUUUAAUCAGGGAAAUGCUUAUUUAGCCAUUUUUAUGUUCGUUUUGGUUUUUCUGGGGAGUCCUGUUCAGAAAAAAAAUAUAUUUUCAUGUUACGUCAGUAAAAUGGAAAAAUAACAAAAUAUUUCAGUUUUAAACAGAUUUAGUUUUUUUGUUUUGCUACCAUGCAAAGCUAAAGCUAUUAUCCCUUCUUACUGAAUCCACCAGUGUUCAUGUAGCAUUUCAUGAGUGUGGCUACACUUAUCAAAAAAAAGGCGGUCAAUAGUUAACAGUAGCUAAUCAUUGACGACUCCCUUCUGUUUUCAUAAACUCAGUUCUGAUAUUCCACAUUAUAUUCCGUGUUAUUAGUAGCCUUAAUUUUUUUUGCGUACCGUACCCGUAGCCUGUCGCUUUCACUGACCUCAUCUAUCGAUAUCAAAGCCAAACCUAAAUUUGUACCUUUAUUUCCUUAAAUGCUUAAAAAGUGAAAUUCCAGAAUCCUUUUGUUGUUUUAAUGACAAUCGUGCCAAGCAGAUUUCCUGGACAGGAUAAAGGAAACAGAACUGUCUACUGUAUGUGCAUUUUGACCGUGUAUUUGUAACAUAUUUACAGUUUUUACUGAGUGGAGAAUAUUUUAAUGCUUCUUUCUGUAAGCGCUUCACUCUAUAUAUGGUUUCAUUGUUUUCCUUCUUAGUAUGGUCUGUGGCACGUGCGCGCGUGCGUGCGUGUGUGUGUGUGUGUGGUGCCUGCUGUGUUUUAAUGGAGAAGUCUCGCAACAGAAAAGUUGAGAGCGGGAGAGCAUCUGCACCUUUUUAAAAUCUAUCAGGGCUCUGAUAUCACCAGGAUCAUUUUCAAAUACAGUCAUUCACAAGGAAAAUAGCAUAAAAAUUGUCAACUAACACCAGGGCCGCCUCCAUUUUCUUUGUACACAACAUUCUUCGUUACUCACUGUAUCCGCUGUAUUAUGCAACAAAACAGAAAAGGGCCAAACAGCAUAACAUCCGUCAUGUUGCAGAAUAACAUUGAUUUCAAGAUUUAAAGUCGCCUAACAUCAGCACAGUUGUAGAACGGGACGGUUUGACGGAGUUACAGGUUUCUGUCAUUUGACCCGUGAAGGGGAUGCAAGUGUAUUUUACUAAAAGCUUCAGAUCUACUUUGCAGUUAUCCUAAGAUCGAGUUUGUUUAUGAGCAGCAAUUGAAUAUUUUAUAACCUGUUGUGUCAAGAGAUGGCGCUGCAUGAGUUUUCUCUGACUUCUACAUGUUGAAUAUUACUAUAUUGUAGCCGCAAAAGAUCUUUGGAAAUUGUAGCGUGUUCACCCUCUUGACCAGAGGUUGUUUUGUUUUUUUUAAUGAACAACUUCAUGUGUCUGUAUCUUCCUUUUUUUGUUGUUGUUGUUUCUUUUUUUAUAUAUAUGCCUCUGUUACAUCAUAGUGGUUGUAUUUGCAUUAAGUUUUUUUAAAGAGCAGAAUUCUUCAGCCUCGACUGGUCAAUUUAAUUUCAAUCAGUCAGUUCAGUGAGUGGAUUAUAUGCUGUGUGUAUACAGGGCUUGUGUUUAUAGAGGUGGUAAACGAUGUCUCUCGUUCAGUCAGUGGAAGUUGAUUGACCCGGGUGAUGAACAACAUUGUAAAUUGGCAUUUUGAAUCAGCUCUGUACAACUUUAGACUCGACAUCUCCAUAUAUCUACAGUUCCACUAACACUGUGACACCAGAUAUUAAAGGUUGUUGUUUUUGUGA